UAAUUCACAGCUAGACAUGACACAUGAUCUAUACUGUAGAUCUAUGUAUAGCUAGGCCUAGAAGUCAUAUAUAAAACGGAAUAUAUUCGGACCUUUUGUUAAUUUAAUGUCCAAGAUCUAAUGAGAAGGAUUUAGCAGUUGUCGUCAUCAUCUAAUCCCCCUUUGCAGACCCAACAAAUUUGUAACAAAGUUCUCGGGUUCAAGUUGAAUCAUUUCUCAAAUGAAAUUGCAAGACUCGUGCAUCAUUCACUAAAAUUAAAGUCUCAAAUUAAGUUACAAUGCCAGAAGAAUCCACAGAUGACAUAUUCAAAAUCAUUGUGGCGACAGAUAUCCACCUUGGUUAUGGUGAGAAAGACGUUAUCAGAGGCAAUGACUCGCUUGUGGCUUUUGAAGAAAUAUUAGAGAAUGCCAAAAAGCACGAGGCUGAUUUUAUUCUCCUGGGGGGAGAUCUUUUCCAUGAAAACAAACCACCAAGAAGAAUAAUGCAUGGAUGCAUAGCACUGCUUAGGAAGUACUGUUUUGGAGACAAACCAAUUCUUUUUGAAUACUUAAGUGAUCAAUCAGCAGAUUUUCAGCACUGUCAGUUCCCAACCUUGAACUAUGAGGACACAAAUUUAAAUGUUUCAAUACCAGUGUUCUCUAUUCACGGGAAUCACGAUGAUCCUUCAGGACAAGGCAAUUUAUGUUCAUUAGAUAUUCUUCACAGUGCAGGACUAAUGAAUUAUUUCGGCAAAACUACAAGUUUAGAGAAAAUAGAAAUGUCACCACUUCUGAUGCAGAAGGGGAAUACAAAGUUAGCUCUGUAUGGACUAGGGUCAGUAAGAGAUGAACGGCUACAUCGCUUGUUUGUCCAUAAAAAUGUGACAAUGCUACGGCCAAAGGAGAAUCAAGAAGACUGGUUCAAUGUCUUUGUCAUUCAUCAAAAUCGGGCCAAGCACUCAACGACUAGUUAUAUCCCAGAACAGUUUUUGGACGAUUUCCUGGACCUUGUCAUUUGGGGACAUGAACACGAAUGCCGACUUGAGCCAGAGUGGAACAGCUCACAAAAUUUUUUUGUAAGCCAGCCGGGUAGCAGUGUAGCCACAUCCCUGAGUGAGGGAGAGACGGCGAAAAAACACAUCGGUCUGCUGCAAGUUAAGGGAAAGAAUUUCAAGAUGACCAAAAUACCCUUGCAGACUGUCAGGCAGUUUUACAUGGAAGACAUUGUACUCAGUGAUACAGAAUUAAACCCAGGAGACCAUGACAUAGCCAAGAAAGUGGAAGCUUAUUGUUUGGAAAAAGUGGAUGCCAUUUUAGAGAAGGCAACUUUGGAACACUCGGGCAACAGAAGGCAACCAGACAAGCCUUUAGUCAGACUUCGCAUAGACUACAGUGGAGGAUUUGAACCAUUUAGUGGAUACAGGUUUGGACAGAAAUUUGUUGACAAGGUUGCUAACCCAAAGGACAUGAUCCACUUCACAAGGCGGAGGAUAACGAAAGUGAAAUCUGAUGAAAAAGAUCCAGUCAUUGGGGAUGUCAGGGUUGAUAAUCUGGACACCUCAAGAGUGGAGGACAUGGUCAAGGACAUAUUUAACAAGGCUGAUCAGAACUGGCAGUUAAAGUUGCUGACAGAGAAAGGCAUGGGUGAGGCAGUGCAGGAGUAUGUCGACAAAGAGGAGAGGGAGGCUAUAUCGGAACUUGUCAAAUACCAGCUGGAGAAAACCCAGAAACAUUUGAAACAAAGGAACAUCAGUGAAGACUUAAUCAUAGAUGAAGUUAACAGAUACAAGGAGGAAAGAAAGAAGAAAAAGGAGGAUGAAGCAGAGGUUAAAGAAGCCAUUAAAAGAGCACAGACUAAACGCCCCAAGGACUGGGAUGAGGACCAGGAUGCUGUGAACAGUGACUCAGAUGAUGAUGAAAUGGAUGCUCCUUCAAAAAGUUCCUCAGCCAAAGGUAGAGGGAGAGGAAGAGGCAGUCGGGGAGGCCAAACAGGGGAAAGUAGCAGAGGAAGAGGCUCUAGAGGGGGGCGAGGGAGCAGAGGGGGUCGAGGUGGAAAGGGAAAAGCUGCUGUGGUGGAAACCUCGAACAGAUCCAUUUUUGAUGCUUUCGAGUCGCAAGGAUCUAAACAAGGGUCAAGGCAAAGACGGAAAAAUACUGCCAGCUAUGUUGAUUCUGAAGAAGAGGACAGCAUUAUUAUAUCUGAUGACGAUCUACCAAAAAUGGCUAAAAAAUCAAAACCUACCCCAUCAAAGAAGAGAGUGGGCAUAACGUUCGAUUCGGAUUCGGAUGAUGAUAUUCGUCCAGUUAAACGCAAACGAUAACAAUGUAGUGCUUGAAUUAGAUUCUGAUCAAUUCCUUUGUUAAGGCUUUGUUAUGUUCUGGAAUUAAAAUUUUUCAAUGUA
Messenger RNA from Ostrea edulis (European flat oyster), 2381 nucleotides. Its product is annotated as double-strand break repair protein MRE11-like. Gene Ontology annotation, cellular component: Mre11 complex; nucleus. NCBI's taxonomy places the organism in Eukaryota, Metazoa, Mollusca, Bivalvia, Ostreida, Ostreidae. Gene Ontology annotation, molecular function: DNA endonuclease activity; manganese ion binding; 3'-5'-DNA exonuclease activity. The coding region runs from base 279 to 2300 and encodes 673 amino acids. Gene Ontology annotation, biological process: meiotic DNA double-strand break formation; double-strand break repair via homologous recombination; telomere maintenance. The transcript has 8 exons. The record is from RefSeq and is a predicted model, not a curated record.